Miscanthus lutarioriparius is the source of this 336-nucleotide messenger RNA. The record is from the annotation of a GenBank genome assembly. Lineage: Eukaryota; Viridiplantae; Streptophyta; Magnoliopsida; Poales; Poaceae.
AUGGGGGGCGGAUCCGGAUCUUUCCUCAAGGUCCUGGUCAACAACAUGGAUGUUGUCGCGGGGCCUGUAGUUUCACUUGCAUAUCCUCUGUAUGCCUCUGUUAGAGCAAUUGAAACAAAAUCUGCUGUGGAUGAUCAGCAAUGGCUCACGUACUGGGUGCUGUACUCAUUUAUCACUCUAUUCGAGCUCACCUUUGCUCCAGUACUCGAAUGGGCUAUAAACAACCUUGAUUUCUUUGCUAUUGACCUUCUCUGGUUUAGUACUGCACUUCAUGAUUCACCGCUAUCUCAUGAUUUGGUUGAUAAGAUUCUUGGAUUUGGAUACAUCAUGAGAUGA